Prorocentrum cordatum is the source of this 295-nucleotide messenger RNA. The record is from the annotation of a GenBank genome assembly. NCBI's taxonomy places the organism in Eukaryota, Dinophyceae, Prorocentrales, Prorocentraceae.
GACGGGCAAGUGCGUCUGCAAGGCGUGGUGGCAGGACUCCGACUCCCGCUACUGCGAGCCCGUUGCUGGCGACUACGCGAACCACCUCGAGAGCCUCAGGAACUACCUGUGGUUCCAGGUCAAGAACUGCGGAAACCACUGGACCGAGGAGGAGUGCUUGCAGGAGAUCGGAGUCGAGGCCCAGCGGAGGAAGUACGAGUUCGAAUGCGAGAAGCAGAGACUGGUGAAUGGGCCCUUCCUGCCCUUGGCGGAGUGCGACAUCGACCCGGACGACUCGCGCUUCGUGGACUCCUGC